Molecule: messenger RNA, 1810 nt
Organism: Chrysoperla carnea
Lineage: Eukaryota; Metazoa; Arthropoda; Insecta; Neuroptera; Chrysopidae
Gene: TyrRS
Product: tyrosine--tRNA ligase, cytoplasmic
Exons: 7
Coding region: 146-1726 (526 amino acids)
Biological process (GO): tyrosyl-tRNA aminoacylation
Molecular function (GO): tyrosine-tRNA ligase activity; ATP binding; tRNA binding
Source: RefSeq, a predicted model, not a curated record
AUUGAAAGUGAUUGUUAUCAAAUGUAAUAAUUACAAGUUAUUGACUUCGUGGAAUCUCUUUUUCUUUUCAUAACCUAUAAUUUUAUAGAGGUUAUACCACCAUAUGGGCAUUUCGACCGUUCCGUAGAAAAUUACAUCAGAAAAAAUGAGUGGCGAAAAUACUUUAACACCAACCGAAAAAUUUAAUCUCAUAAGUAGAAAUUUGCAAGAAGUACUUGGAGAAGAUAAAUUGAAAGAAAUUUUAACUAAAAAAGAUUUAAGUUUAUAUUGGGGGACAGCAACAACGGGCCGCCCCCAUGUUGCCUAUUUUGUGCCUAUGAGUAAAAUUGGUGAUUUUUUACGAGCAGGAUGUGAAGUUACAAUACUUUUUGCCGAUUUACAUGCUUAUUUGGAUAAUAUGAAAGCACCAUGGGAGUUACUAUCUCUUCGUACUGAUUACUACGAAGCAGUUAUUAAAGCAAUGCUAAAAUCGAUUGGAGUACCAUUGGAAAAAUUGAAAUUUGUUCGUGGUACUGAUUACGAAUUAUCCAAGGAAUAUACUUUAGAUGUUUACAAAUUAAGUUCUUUAAUCACUGAACACGAUGCUAAAAAAGCUGGUGCUGAAGUUGUAAAACAGGUUGAUCAUCCGUUACUAAGUGGCUUAUUAUAUCCAGGUUUACAAGCAUUGGAUGAAGAAUAUUUAAAGGUGGAUGCCCAAUUUGGUGGUAUUGACCAAAGGAAAAUUUUUACAUUUGCUGAAAAAUAUUUACCGCAAUUAGGAUACCAAAAACGAAUUCAUUUAAUGAAUCCCAUGGUUCCGGGAUUAACUGGUGGAAAAAUGAGUUCAUCAGAAGAAGAUAGUAAAAUUGAUUUACUUGACGCACCAGCUGUUGUUAAAAAGAAAUUAAAAAAAGCAUUCUGUGAACCAGGAAAUAUUCAAGAUAAUGGAGUUUUAGCUUUUGUUAAGCAUGUACUUUUACCAAUUUAUAAAAGUGAAAAAGGAUUUGUCAUACCACGAAAUGAAAAAAAUGGUGGUGAUAUUACAUAUCAAACUUAUGAGGAAUUAGAACAAGCUUUUGCAAAGCAAGAUUUACAUCCAGCUGAUUUGAAAGGAGCUGUAGAAAUAUAUAUUAACCAAUUAUUAGAACCAAUUAGGAAAACAUUUGAGGAACCAAAAUUGAAGAAAUUAGCUGAAAGUGCUUAUCCAACGAAAAAAACAAAACAAGAAGCUGUGGCCGAUGUUAUAACACCAUCGAAAUUGGAUAUACGAAUAGGUAAAAUCGUUGAAGUAUCAAAACAUCCGGAAGCUGAUAGUUUGUACGUAGAAAAAAUUGACCUGGGCGAAGAACAACCACGUACAAUUGUUAGUGGCUUAGUAAAUUAUGUACCAAUUGAAGAAAUGCAAGAUCGUAUGGUACUUGUCCUGUGUAAUUUAAAAGCUGCAAAAAUGCGUGGAAUUGAAUCACAAGGUAUGGUAUUAUGUGCAAGUCAAGAGGAACCGAAAGCUGUUGAGCCAUUACAACCACCAGCAAAUGCUAAACCUGGUGAACGUGUUAUUGUUGAAAAUUAUCAGGAUGGUGAACCUGAUGCUGUACUGAAUCCAAAGAAAAAAGUAUGGGAGAAAUUGCAAGUCGAUUUAAAAACUAGUAGUGAUUUAAUUGCACAAUGGCAGGGAAAUAAUUUAAUCACUUUAAGUGAUGGUGGUUUAAUUACUUGCAAAUCACUUAAAAAUGUUCCAAUUAAAUAAAUCACAAGUGCUUGUCUUCUGUGUCUUUGUACUUUUAUUUAACUUUAAUAUAUUUUUAUUACAAAAAAUGCAUUUUAAUUAAUA